CAUCAACAGAUCAGGCCAGCUCAGAUCGAUAGCCGUCGUCGUCGACAUGGCCGCCGGUUGCUUCGUGUUUCGUAACCUGGCCUCUCAUCUGUCCUCCAAAUCUACCGGAAGAAGCCUUUUCCUCCGCGCCACUACUAAGGCAUCGAGGAACUUCAACACCUUUCCAAGCACUCACACUAAUCGCAAGAUCAAGCCCUAUGGUUGUGUUGGAGGCAACAUUAACACGACUGUUUUAUUAAGUACAGCUGCCAAGGACCGGCUCGCCACAAUGGCAAACACCAAUUCCGGGAAUGCGGCAUUUGAUGGAAUGCACAAUAACAUGGCUACAAUCACAUUUUGUUUGGCCCUUUGUACAUUGAACGUUGUAUUUUUGUCCUUGGGAUCCAAGCGCCACGGCCGCCAAUCGGCCAGUUCAAAAUGCUGUACAAGCUCAAGCAACGAGUAAACUGAUGUUUGCAUGUUCUAUAUCAAAAUUGAUCUAAUUUUGCAGACACAAUUUUCUUUGGAAAUUUUGACUAAAGGUGUCCAUGCAAACAUGCCACUUUCCUGCUUAUUACAAUGAUGAGCAGCCUUUUUCAUUUUCACGGAAAUAAAAUAAUAAGACUAUGC
Messenger RNA from Oryza brachyantha (malo sina), 609 nucleotides. RefSeq lists its product as uncharacterized. NCBI's taxonomy places the organism in Eukaryota, Viridiplantae, Streptophyta, Magnoliopsida, Poales, Poaceae. The coding region runs from base 47 to 445 and encodes 132 amino acids. The transcript has 3 exons. The record is from RefSeq and is a predicted model, not a curated record.